AUGUCAACAGCCGCAACUGUUAAAGAGGCCGUCAAGGAGACGCUCGUCGGCUCUGUCGAGCCCGAGCAGUACUCGGCGCAGACCAAAGCGCGCUUCAACCGCUUCGCUGUCAAGGAUGCCGAGACCGGCGACUUGGUGCUCGGGCCGGACGAGUUCAUCAACGCCAUUGCCCCGCCGCAAGAAGACUACCACAAGAUCAAGAGGGAACAAUACUCCAUCCUGUUCCACGUCGCCGACCGGACGAAAAAGGGCAAGCUGUCCCUCGCCGACUGGGGGUACUUUGAGAACAUCCUGAGCAAGCCCGAUGCCGAAUAUGAAAUUGCCUUCCGCCUCUUCGACGUUGACCGGCUGGGCAAUGUCAAGUAUGAGGACUUCCGCCGCCUGUACGAGCUGAACAAGGGGCCUGACAGCAUCCCGUUUGACUGGAACUGCGAGUGGGCAAAGCUGUACAUUGGCGGCAAGUCGAACCGGCAUAACAUGAACUAUCAGCAGUUCUCCCAGAUGCUGCGUGGCCUGCUGGGCGAGCGCGUGCGCCAGGCCUUCCAGCGCUUCGACGUGAACGGCGACGGCUUCAUCGAGCCCGAGGAGUUUGCGACCAUCAUCCAGCAGACCGCACGCCACAAGCUCUCGGACCACCUGCUGGAGAACCUGCACACGCUGUGCAACAUUGCCCAGGGCAGCAAGAUCUCGUACGCGAACGUCCGUGCCUUCUUAAACAUGAUCAACGAGAUGGAUCUGGUUGAGCUCAUCGUGCGCCGGGCCUGCUCCAAGAGCAAGGACGGGCGCAUCACCCGCGCCGAGUUCCUCAACCAAGCCGCCAAGAUCACCCGCUUCUCGCUGUUCACGCCCAUGGAGGCAGACAUCCUGUUCCACUUCGCCAGCCUCGACGAGCCGUCCGGCCGCCUUGGCCUCAAGGACUUCACCAAGGUGCUCGACGCCGCGUGGCGCCGCCGCGACGAGAUUGAGGACAGCCGCGUGGCCGCAGCGGCGGGGGCUGCCGGCCGGAGCUUCCUUUCCCAGGCCGUCGAAUCGGCGUACAACUUUGGUCUCGGCUCCAUCGCCGGUGCCUUUGGCGCCUUCAUGGUGUACCCGAUCGAUCUGGUCAAGACGCGCAUGCAGAACCAGCGCGGCGCCGACCCGGGCCAGCGCCUGUACAACAACUCGAUCGACUGCUUCCGCAAGGUCAUCCGCAAUGAAGGGUUCCGCGGCCUGUACUCGGGCGUGCUGCCGCAGCUGGUCGGUGUUGCGCCCGAGAAGGCGAUCAAGCUGACCGUCAACGACCUGGUGCGCAACUGGUUCACGGACAAGAAGACUGGCCAGAUUUGGUGGGGGUCUGAGGUGUUUGCUGGUGGUUCCGCUGGUGCCUGCCAAGUUGUCUUCACCAACCCCCUCGAAAUUGUCAAGAUUCGUCUUCAAGUCCAAGGCGAGGUCGCCAAGAGCGUCGAAGGCGCCCCCAAGCGCUCCGCCAUCUGGAUCGUGCGCAACCUCGGUCUCGUCGGCCUAUACAAGGGCGCAUCAGCCUGCCUACUGCGCGACGUCCCGUUCUCCGCCAUCUACUUCCCGACCUACUCCCACCUCAAGCGCGACCUCUUCGGCGAGUCCCAAACCAAGAAGCUCGGCGUCAUCCAGCUCCUCACCGCGGGCGCCAUCGCCGGCAUGCCCGCCGCCUACCUCACCACCCCCUGCGACGUGAUCAAGACCCGUCUCCAAGUCGAAGCCCGCAAGGGCGACACAGCCUACACCGGCCUGCGACACGCGGCCCGGACCAUCUGGCAAGAAGAAGGCUUCCGCGCCUUCUUCAAGGGCGGGCCGGCCCGUAUCUUCCGCUCCUCCCCGCAGUUCGGCUUCACGCUGGCUGCGUACGAGCUGCUGCAGAAUGUGCUGCCGUUUCCGGGCAAGCCGACGGAGGCUAAGGUGGCGGCGGGCGUGGCGGAGGCGGUGUCCACGCUCAAGGAGAAGGCGGUCGAUAGUCCGUUCCAGCGGUCGCGGAAUGCGCUCAAGGUCCUGCUCGAUUUGGAUGAGCACUUUGGGCGUGCGCCGCUGGGGCCGAGUGCCCAGGGCUGGAAGGCGUUGCCGGGGUGGAUGGGGCCGAAGUCUGAGGCGUAA
Molecule: messenger RNA, 2106 nt
Organism: Dichotomopilus funicola
Lineage: Eukaryota; Fungi; Ascomycota; Sordariomycetes; Sordariales; Chaetomiaceae
Product: mitochondrial carrier domain-containing protein
Exons: 3
Coding region: 1-2106 (701 amino acids)
Biological process (GO): L-glutamate transmembrane transport; aspartate transmembrane transport; malate-aspartate shuttle
Molecular function (GO): calcium ion binding; L-aspartate transmembrane transporter activity; L-glutamate transmembrane transporter activity
Source: RefSeq, a predicted model, not a curated record